Molecule: messenger RNA, 3297 nt
Organism: Micromonas commoda
Lineage: Eukaryota; Viridiplantae; Chlorophyta; Mamiellophyceae; Mamiellales; Mamiellaceae
Exons: 1
Coding region: 1-3297 (1098 amino acids)
Biological process (GO): protein ubiquitination
Molecular function (GO): protein binding; ubiquitin-protein transferase activity
Source: RefSeq, a predicted model, not a curated record
AUGACGUCGACGCGUUGUUCUUUUUUUUGGGACUCGGUGGAAUCUGCAGCGUUGCAGUCUCAGGCACUUCGCACGCGUUGCUGCCAGUCCACUCGCCCAGCCCCCCCUGGGUUUGCUUUUCGAAAAUCAAAAGCGCCGAGCGCGCAGCAAGGGGCAAACCCGGACGUUCGUGCGAUGGCGCCUUCCAAGCGGAGGAAGACGGCCGCCGCGUCGCAGCCAGCAUCCGGAAACACGACCCAAGGUGUGCGAACCCGUCGUUCCGCGAGCGCACGGGGCGACGUGCCCGACGCCCCCGACGCAGAUCUGGACGCAGAGCCCGAGGUGCUCUUGUGCCCCAUCACGCGAACCAUGUACCGCGACCCGGUGAUGGUGUUUGACUCUGGGCACACGUACGAAAGGCACGCAAUUCUAUCGCACCUUGAGCGCAACGGGGCCAAGGACCCGCUCACGCGUCGCGCCCUGAGCAGCACGAAUGUGAUGACGAACUGGGCGGUGAGACAGAUUGUUCGGGAUUGGCUGGACAAGCACCCGGACGUGACGCCCGGCGGGUGGGACAGUCGCGAGCUUCUGGAGCCGUCGAAGGAUGACGGGACGCGAACAUUCGACGACGAGGGUGACGUCGGAGUGCUCCGGAUAUGGCGUGCGAUGUGCCCUGAACUGCAGGAUAUGUGGCCGGUGAACGAGCAACCGGAGCACUGGGAAGGGGUGACGAUGGAAAACGGCAGGGUGGUGCAGCUCGAGUUGAACGAGUUUGGCCUAACCGGAGCGGUGCCGGCUGAGGUUGGGCGUCUGACUGCGCUAAGGGAGUUGGUAGUUGGCGGUAAUGCGCUGACGAGCGUGCCCGCGGAGAUCGGGCUGCUCACGUCGCUGAGGGAGUUGUGGCUCAGCGGAAAUCGGCUGACGAGUGUGCCGGAGGAGAUCGGGCAGCUAACGGCGAUGACGGAGUUAUACCUCAACGCCAAUCAGCUGACGAGCUUGCCGGUGGAGAUCGGGCAGCUCAGGUCACUGGAGAUGUUGCAGCUCGGCGGCAAUCAGCUGACGAGCGUGCCGGCGGAGAUCAGGCAGCUCACGUCGCUGAAGUGUUUGGACCUCAACAACAAUCAGCUGACGAGUGUGCCGGCGGAGAUCGGGCAGCUCACGUCGCUGAUUAGUUUGCACCUCGGCAAAAAUCAGCUGACGAGCGUGCCGGCGGAGAUCGGGCAGCUAACGGCGAUGACGGAGUUAUACCUCAACGCCAAUCAGCUGACGAGCUUGCCGGCGGAGAUCUGGCAGCUCACGCCGCUGACAGAGUUGUACCUCUACGGCAAUCAGCUGACGAGCGUGCCGGCGGAGAUCGGGCAGCUCAGGUCGCUGACGGAAUUGAAUCUCUCCAGCAAUCAGCUAACAAACGUGCCGGCGGAGAUCGGGCAGCUCAGGUCGCGAAGGGAGUUUGGCCUCAGCGGCAAUCAGCUGACGAGCGUGCCGGCGGAGAUCGGGCAGCUCACGUCGCUGGAGGAGUUUGGCCUCAGCGGCAAUCAGCUGACGAGCGUGCCGGCGGAGAUCGGGCGGCUCACGUCGCUGGAGAGGUUGUGGCUUGAGGACAAUAAGCUGACGAGCGUGCCGGCGGAGAUCGGGCGGCUCAGGGCGCUGGAGUGGUUGUACCUCCACGGCAAUCAGCUGACGAGCGUGCCAGCGGAGGUCGGGCAGCUCACGUCGCUGGAGAAGUUGGACCUCCAACACAAUCAGCUGACGAGCGUACCGGUGGAGGUCGGGCAGCUCACGUCGCUGAUGAGCUUGAACCUCGGCAACAAUCGGCUGACGAGUGUGCCGGCGGAGAUCGGGCAGCUCACGUCGCUUUGGGAGUUGUGGCUCCACGACAACGAGCUGACGAGCGUACCGGCAGAGAUCUGGCAGCUCACAUCGCUGAGGGAGUUGAGCCUCGCCGUUAAUCAGCUGACGAGCGUGCCGGCUGAGAUCGGGCAGCUCACGUCGCUUAAGACUUUGGAGCUCGGCGGCAAUCAGCUGACGAGCGUGCCAGCUGAGAUUGGGCAGCUAACGUCGCUGGAGACUUUGGACCUCGACGACAACAAGCUGACGAGCGUGCCGGCGGACAUCCUGCAGCAGCUCACUUCGCUGGAGAGUUUGGAGCUCGGCGACAAUCAUCUGACGAGCUGGCCGGAGGAGAUCGGACAGCUGACAUCGCUGAAGGAGUUGACCCUCCGCGGUAAUAAGCUAACGACAAGCGUGCCAGCGGAGAUCGGGCAGCUCACAUCGCUGAAGACGUUGGAUCUCCGGUGUAAUCAGCUGACGAGCGUGCCGGCAGAGAUCGGGCAGCUCACUUCGCUGAGGUGGUUGUGGCUCAAUGACAAUCGGCUGACGAGUGUGCCGGCGGAGUUGGGGCAGCUCACGUCGCUGGAGGGGUUGUGGCUCAAAGGCAAUCAGCUGACAAUCGUGCCGGCUGAGAUACGCGAGCUCAAAGCGGCGGGCUGCCGCGUGGAUCUGGAUGACGGCGUGACGAUGGACGAAGGGGAUGACGCCAGAGCGCUCCGGACAUGGCGUGCGAUGUGCCCUGACCUGCAGGGGAUGUGGCCAGAGGACGAGCAACCGGAGGAUUGGUACCGGGUGACGAUGGAAAACGACGGCCGUGUGGUGCAGCUCGAGUUGGAAGUCUUUGGCCUGACCGGAGCGGUGCCAGCUGAGCUUGGGCGCCUGAGCGCCCUGAGGUGGUUGAGCCUCCACGGCAAUCAGGUGACAAGCCUGCCGGCGGAGAUCGGGCAGCUCACGUCGCUGGAGGUGUUGUACCUCACCGAAAAUCAGCUGACAAGCGUGCCAGCGGAGAUCGGGCAGCUCACAUCGCUGAGGGAGUUGUACCUCUACGAAAAUCAGCUGACGAGUGUGCCGGCGGAGAUCGGGCAGCUCACGGCGCUGGCGAGGUUGGAGCUCCGCGACAAUCAGCUGACGAGUCUGCCGGCGGAGAUCGGGCAGCUCGCGGCGCUGGAGAAGUUGAGCCUCGACAGCAAUCAGCUGACGAGCGUGCCGGCGGAGAUUGGGCAGCUCACGUCGCUGAAGACGUUGGGCCUCAGCGACAACAUGCUGACGAGCGUGCCGGCGGAUAUUGGGCAGCUCACCUCGCUGAAGGAGUUGCGCCUCGGCGGCAACCAGUUGACGAGCGUGCCGGAGGAGAUCGGGCAGCUCACGUCGCUGCAGGGGUUGUACCUCUGGCAAAAUCGGCUAACGAGCGUGCCAGCUGCGAUACGCGAGCUCAGAGCGGUGGGCUGCUAUGUGAAUCUGGAUGACGGCGUGACGGUGGACGAGUGA